Messenger RNA from Melampsora larici-populina 98AG31, 1977 nucleotides. RefSeq lists its product as uncharacterized. NCBI's taxonomy places the organism in Eukaryota, Fungi, Basidiomycota, Pucciniomycetes, Pucciniales, Melampsoraceae. The record is from RefSeq and is a predicted model, not a curated record. The transcript is spliced from 2 exons. The coding region runs from base 1 to 1977 and encodes 658 amino acids.
AUGAUUAAAUCAAAUAUCAAUUCAAUAAGAUUACCGGUAUCAAAAGAUCCUAACCAAGAAAGCAUAAUCCAAGAAUUGUAUAAUGGUUUACCGGCUGGAUGGUCUACGAAUGAAAAAAAUGAAGUUUUAAAUGAAUUAGGAUUAGUGAUGGUAAAUAUUGAAGAAAGAGAAGAAGAAACCCAAGAAAUUCAAAAAAACGAAAACGAAGCUAAACAAAAAACAAAAGAAAUCAUGAAUGAAAAACCCGAAUAUGAAAAUGAUCCAAAACCCAAACCAAACCACCAAUUACCCAAACCGAUAUCCGAACUCUUGAACGAACUAGAACUGGAAGAGAUCGCCGAAGAAAAACUAAACCAAACCCCAAAAGAAACAUCAGAAGACACCACGAGUUUUUCAGAUUCGGAAGAAGAAAUCGACAACAAAGAUUUCCAAGAAGAAGAAGAAGAUUUACAAAAAGUUAUAAGCCAAUUAAAGUUAGAACAAGAAAAAGAAGAUUUAAAGAGUUGGGGAAGCAAAGGAUUAGAAGGAUUAAAGAAUGCAUUUCAAUCUAACCUUACAACAAAAACUAUUGAAUCGGAUUCAAGUUUAGAAAACCUAAAACUUCAGAAUCAAAACUUAUCUUCUUCUACAGUUCAAGGUUCAAAACCUAAAAAAUCAGUUAGUUUUGCACUCGAUCCAGAUUUAUCUAAAGAUCCCACUCAUUCAACUUCAACUUCAAAUCCUUCAAGUUCAUCAAAUCCUUCGUUACCUAUUGGAGGCAUCAUGUUACCAGAUAUCAUUGAACAUCCCAUCAAAACCUCAUCCCUUCUUCAAGCCGCCCAACCCAACCGAAACCCAAUCAAUGGUCAAAACGCUCACUUGAAUCCUCGCUUAGCAAGUUUAUUACCCAAAUCAUAUCUUCAAUCGCACCAAACCCCCACCGAGAAUUUCGAACCAAGUAGUAGUAGUAGUAGUACUCAACCAAAUCACAAUCAAGGAUCUUCAGAAGAAGAGUAUGAAGAAGAUUAUGAUGAAGAUCAGAGUGAUGAAGAUGACGAAGGAUUAUACGAACUAAGUGAAGAAGAAGAAGAUCAAGAAGGAUGGUCCAAUGAUGUAGAUCUCCAAACGGCAUUAGAUAUGAGAGAAGCAGCCUUAGAGUAUCAUUCGAAACGCCAAAGCUUAGGGAUCGGAAUCGGAAGUGGAUCAUUAGGAGGAGAAGAUGUUCCGAUAGAUGAGAAUGAAGAAGAAGAAUGGGUUCCACUUGAUCAUCAACCAAAAGCUAAUGGGAUUCCAAGACAAGUACCUAGUACUUCUAGAUUCAAAUCAGGUCGAUUGUCUAGAUGGAAAUCUAAGAUGAUGUCUAGUACCAACCCAAACUUAGAAACAGAACAAAGCUUAAUAAAAGAAGGCAAGUUGUUAGGAAUCGAACCGAUUGUCCAAGGACGGUUACCGAUCAAUGGAUCAACUGUUUAUCAAUUACCAAGUCGAACUGAACAAUCUACUGAACUGGAUGAAGACUUAACGGCCGAAGAAAUCCAGGUCUUAUCUUCUCGAUUGAAUAUCUUAUCUAUGGAUGAAGAAAGUAGAAUAGCAGCUGAACGAGCUGGACAUGAAUUAAUGGGAUGGAUGGAAAAAGUUAAAAAAGGUGAAGUUUUAAUACAACAAGAAGAAGAAGGGUUUAUGGAGUCUCAAGUUAAUGAAGAGAAGAUGAAUGGAAUUCUUGAAUCGAAGAUGAUGAAGGAAGUUGUGGAAGUGGAUUCGAUGGAAGGGGUUUCUUUAAGAUCUGAUCUACCACCCGAAAUUAAGAUUGUGAAAAAAUCAAACACAAAACUUGAUGAAACUGGUUCUAAACCUCAGAUCAGUUUGUUGACCAGCACGACAAAUGAGAAUCAUCAAAAGAAAGGAUCUGAUUCGAAAGAAAUCUCACAUACUCUUCCAGUGGCUAAAAAACUUUCAAGAUUUAAAUCUGAGAAAUUAAAUCAACAACAAUCGUUUUGA